Messenger RNA from Diceros bicornis minor, 2237 nucleotides. It is a transcript of the gene PITX2, whose product is annotated as paired like homeodomain 2. Gene Ontology annotation, biological process: regulation of transcription by RNA polymerase II; anatomical structure morphogenesis. Gene Ontology annotation, molecular function: DNA-binding transcription factor activity, RNA polymerase II-specific; RNA polymerase II cis-regulatory region sequence-specific DNA binding. The transcript has 5 exons. NCBI's taxonomy places the organism in Eukaryota, Metazoa, Chordata, Mammalia, Perissodactyla, Rhinocerotidae. The record is from RefSeq and is a predicted model, not a curated record. Gene Ontology annotation, cellular component: nucleus. Bases 590 to 1543 code for a protein of 317 amino acids.
CUUUCCCCGUCCUCGGCGGGCAGGAAACCCUCAGGGCACGUUUGCCCUGCUCUCCCCAGCCUCACUCAGUCCACCUCGUUUCCCUCCUCUGCAAUCUUAAAUCACACUUUAGGGUAAAUAAAUGGCCGGCUGAGUACCUCCAGGGAAAAGUGUGGCUAAAUAUGGAAAAGUGGCUCCUGAUGGAUGAGAGGCCCGAAGCCAGCGCGCUCCUGAAGCACCCUAGGCCGAGAGCCUUGGCGUCCUGUUCGUUCAGGAUGACAGAAAGUGGAGGGAAACUGCAGUCUAGGCCAGGAACAAGUUGACUCGGACAUUCUACAAACGUUUACUGAGCUCCAACUAACGAACCAGCACUAUGCUGAAUGGUGGCCUUGGAAUACAACCGCCCAAAGAGAAAGGUCCUCUCCACCACCCCCAAAUUUUGUCUGCAAAAGUUGCCUUCGUGUUCAGAUGGGCUUUUAACCCCUGACACAGACACCCUGUGAGUAGUUCCACAGCCCGGGUCCCCAGAACACGGUGGCUUCCGCGGCCGAGAGCCCCUGGGCCCAUUCGCUGCAGCUCUGGAGGGAGAUCCCCCUCUCGAUAACGGGGCAUGGAGACCAACUGCCGCAAACUAGUGUCAGCGUGUGUGCAAUUAGGCGUGCAGCCGGCGGCCGUUGAAUGCCUCUUCUCCAAAGACUCCGAAAUCAAAAAGGUCGAGUUCACCGACUCUCCCGAGAGCCGGAAAGAGGCGGCCAGCGGCAAGCUCUUCCCGCGGCAGCAUCCUGGCGCCAAUGAGAAAGAGAAGAGCCAGCAGGGAAAGAAUGAGGAUGUGGGCGCCGAAGACCCGUCCAAGAAGAAGCGACAAAGGCGGCAGCGAACUCACUUCACCAGCCAGCAGCUGCAGGAACUGGAGGCCACUUUCCAGAGGAACCGCUACCCGGACAUGUCCACGCGCGAAGAAAUCGCCGUGUGGACCAACCUUACGGAAGCCCGAGUCCGGGUUUGGUUCAAGAAUCGCCGGGCCAAAUGGAGAAAGCGGGAGCGAAACCAGCAGGCUGAGCUGUGCAAGAAUGGCUUUGGGCCGCAGUUCAAUGGGCUUAUGCAGCCCUACGACGACAUGUACCCGGGCUAUUCGUACAACAACUGGGCCGCCAAGGGCCUCACGUCGGCCUCCCUGUCCACCAAGAGCUUCCCCUUCUUCAACUCCAUGAACGUCAACCCCCUGUCGUCGCAGAGCAUGUUCUCCCCGCCCAACUCCAUCUCGUCCAUGAGCAUGUCGUCCAGCAUGGUGCCCUCAGCGGUGACUGGCGUCCCGGGCUCCAGCCUCAACAGCCUGAAUAACUUGAACAACCUGAGCAGCCCGUCGCUGAAUUCUGCGGUGCCAACGCCCGCAUGUCCUUAUGCGCCGCCAACUCCUCCGUACGUUUAUAGGGACACGUGUAACUCGAGCCUGGCCAGCCUGAGACUGAAAGCAAAGCAGCACUCCAGCUUCGGCUACGCCAGCGUUCAGAACCCGGCGUCCAACCUGAGCGCUUGCCAGUACGCGGUGGACCGGCCCGUGUGAGCCGCGCCCAUGGCACCGGGAUCCUAGGACCGUGCGGGAUGGGGCUGCUGCCCUUGAAAGACUGGGAAUUACCUAGAAGGUCGUGGGCACUAAAGAAAGGGAGAGAAAGAAAAGCUAUAGAGAGGAAAGGAAACCACUGAAUUAAAGAGAGCGCUCCUUUGAUUUCAAAGGAAUUUCCUCAAUGUCUGACAUCUUUCACUAAAAGUAUUUCCAACAGUUGCAAGGACACACACAAAUGUUUGACUGGAUAUGACAUUUUAACAUUACUAUAAGCUUGUUAUUUUUUAAGUUUAGCAUUGUUAACAUUAAAAUGACUGAAAGGAUGUAUAUAUAUCGAAAUGUCAAAUUAAUUUUAUAAAAAGCAGUUGUUAGUAAUAUCACAACAGUGUUUUUAAAGGUUAGGCUUUAAAAUAAAGCAUGUUAUACAGAAGGGAUUAGGAUUUUUCGCUUGCGAGCAAAGGAAUGUAUAUACUAAAUGCCACACUGUAUGUUUCUAACAUAUUAUUAUUAUAAAAAAUGUGUGAAUAUCAGUUUUAGAAUAGUUUCUCUGGUGGAUGCAAUGAUGUUUCUGAAACCGCUAUGUACAACCUACCCUGUGUAUAACAUUUCGUACAAUAUUAUUGUUUUACUUUUCAGCAAAUAUGAAAAAAUGUGUUUUAUUUCAUGGGAGUAAAAUAUACUGCAUACAAAUUGG